Molecule: messenger RNA, 1387 nt
Organism: Capsaspora owczarzaki ATCC 30864
Lineage: Eukaryota; Filasterea; Ministeriida; Capsasporidae
Exons: 8
Coding region: 40-1347 (435 amino acids)
Cellular component (GO): cytoplasm; nucleus
Source: RefSeq, a predicted model, not a curated record
UAUUCUUGCUCUUGUUGUUGUUGGUUGCUGCACACAACAAUGUCCGUCCCAGCGCUUGAGCCGAUUGAGCUCGGCUUUGCUGAGCAGGUCGACAACCCGGUCUUCCUCACGAGCCCGUACUUUCCAUCCAAAAUCGGAGGACACCCCGCAUGGCUCAAUCCGCAGCACUUGCCGUCCACUGAAUCAGCCGCUGCUGACGGACUGGCCUGCCCGCUCUGCACCAAACCCAUGGCCUUCCUGCUGCAGCUGUACACACCUGUGGACGACAGCCCUGCUUGCUUCCAUCGAUCAGUGUACGUGUUUUGCUGCCGCAACGGCGGAUGCCACAAGACUGCUUCUGCAACCGGAGCCCAUUGCUUCAAAGUACUCCGAUGCCAGCUUCCCCGCGAGAAUCCCUACUUUGGCGUGGAUGCCAACGACAAUGUCGAGCUGGAUUCAUCAGUGCAAGGACAGCGCCGCGUGGCUCUUUCAGCUCCCACUUGCGCUGUGUGCGGUAAUCUGGGACCCAAGAAGUGCGGCCAAUGUGGGCGUGCGCGUUACUGUUCUCGCGAACACCAAGUGGCCCAUUGGGGUGCCGGUCACAAGCAAGCGUGCUCCAACGCGAGCGGAAAUGUUGCCCCAACUGCAAAAGAGGUUGCGCUGCGCUUCCCUGAAUUUGAGCUGGUGACCGAGCCCGAGGAAGUCCGGCCUGGGGAUGACGGUGAUGAAGACGACGAAGCUGCCGAGAAGCGCCGCAUGCAAGAGUUUGAAGCCGCUGUGAAAGACUUCAAGCUUGAUGUCCAGACUGAAGAAGAAGGCAAGGACGUGGAUGACCUGUUUGACGGAUCGGAUACCGUGCAGGAAGAGGACGAAUGCUUCGAGGCCUUCCAAAAGCGUGUUGCCCGAGAUUCAGAACAGGUUCUUCGAUAUCAAAAGGGUGGCAAGCCUCUGUGGAUUAGCGACGUGGCGCAAUGUGCUCCCGGAGCUGUGCCGCGUUGUCUGAAUUGCGGCACUCAGCGAGUAUUCGAGUUUCAGAUUAUGCCGCAACUUUUGUGGAUUCUUGGUGUCGAUAAUUUGGAUGGUAAUUCCCUCGACUGGGGCACCUUGCUGGUCUACACCUGCCCGAACGACUGCAACCCGCAAGAGGCUUCGGCCACCACCCCGGCUCAACCAGCAACGGAGCCGGCGUCGUUUGCAUCUGUUGCCGCCACGAAUGCCAAGCCCGUCCCCGUCACCUCGAGCGCAUAUCUUCCCGAGUUCUUAUACAGCCAGCAAGUAUCAGAGAAGGGAAGCAUCGAUUUGCAGCAGCGAGAGCGACGUGCCCCUCAGCCCGACGCUCGUCCCGAAGCCACGAAUGCAUCUCCAUGAGUUGUUGGGGGAAAAAUAAAAAGACAAAGAUCAAAAGCUC